UUAGCUGCACAUUUUAUUCAUUCCAUCUCACACUGAGAAUCUUACACGGGGGGCAUUUCACAGUAUACAACAUGUUGGCUAGCCUCGAACCGAUAAACUAUUUGCAGGAACUUCAUCCUCACAAUCCAUCAGAUGGAGGAAUGGACCUGGAUGUGAUAGAUGAGUAUCUGAAGGAACAGACCAGACAAAACAGCCAGACCCGGGCAGAGGAACGACUUAUAGCCGAAAACAGCUGGUCGGGUCGAUUUGCGUACGAGUGGCAGUAUGGAGGAAGAGUGGCCACAGAAAACAUAUGCUGUGAACAGCAAAGGCAACAACAGCAGGUGUGGAUGAAUCUACCGAGUUAUUCUGAGUGGGGAGGACAGUGCCAGUUUGAUCCCACUCCCUGCAGCGACACAGAUUCACACUCCUCCAGUUCGGGGUAUCAGGAGUUCCCUCCGUCUCCGCCCUCACACUCACACACCGCCGCUUUCUCAGGUAAAAGGAAGGAGCGUCUGUUCCAGUUCCUGUAUGAGAUGCUGCAGACGCCACACAUGCGCAGCUGCAUCUGGUGGGUUCAAUCAGCCAACGGUACGUUCCAGUUCUCAUCGCAGAACAAAGAGAAACUCGCUGAGAUGUGGGGCAAGCGCAAGGGCAACCGCAAAACCAUGACGUACCAGAAGAUGGCACGUGCUCUGCGUAACUACUCACGUACCGGAGAGAUCUGUAAAGUGAAGCGCAAACUCACGUACCAGUUUAACGAAAGAACCCUCCGGGGGCUUCAGAGCAACACACAGAAAUUCACCCAAACCUAACUGUAGCGAUGAGAGGAUAAAAAUCAAAUCCCUUUGAAGUGGGAAUUCACCUGAAUAAUAAAUACUGAGUAUUUGUAGUGAAUUUGAUACUCAUUAUAAUUUUUGCUCAAUUGUCCAAACUGAUUACAAAGUGCAGGUUGAUCGAAUGGAUUUUAUCUCAUAAAUGUUGUAAAAAUGAAAGUCAUCAAAGGAAAUUUAUUUCAGUGGUACACUCUAAAAAAAGAAAGAAAAGAAAAGAAAAGAAAACGUGCAUUUCAGGAUCCAAACAUUAAAAAAUUCUAAAUUUUUGGUACAUUACUGAAACCUUAAAUAAGGACACAUUUACAUUGUACCUUACAUUGUACAAUAAACUUAAACUGAACUGAACUGAACUGAACUGAAGAACUAAAAGUACCCGAGCAGUACCUUUACUUCUGAGUGUGUUUUUAAAUCUGAGGAUUGUCAUGUUGCUCCAAGCUACGUUCUAGUAGUACUACUGUACUUCUGUAUAUAGCAGUGUAGUAGUAAGUAGUGACUUUAAAAAAAAA
Molecule: messenger RNA, 1321 nt
Organism: Neoarius graeffei (lesser salmon catfish)
Lineage: Eukaryota; Metazoa; Chordata; Actinopteri; Siluriformes; Ariidae
Product: transcription factor Spi-C
Exons: 6
Coding region: 72-794 (240 amino acids)
Biological process (GO): cell differentiation; regulation of transcription by RNA polymerase II
Cellular component (GO): nucleus
Molecular function (GO): sequence-specific DNA binding; DNA-binding transcription factor activity, RNA polymerase II-specific
Source: RefSeq, a predicted model, not a curated record